This is a messenger RNA of Moneuplotes crassus, 1418 nucleotides long. NCBI's taxonomy places the organism in Eukaryota, Ciliophora, Spirotrichea, Euplotida, Euplotidae. The record is from the annotation of a GenBank genome assembly.
UAAUAAAUGGACUGGAAAAUUUUUGCGUUGCUUAUUGCAACGAACAUAUGAUGCUCAUGCGUAUUUAUGAUCUUAUGUCCAUUCUUGCCUAUUGAAUUUGGCAAGUUUGGAUUCAAAGAAUCUACUUUUGGAUAUAUUUACUCAAUUUAUGCUUUUACUAUUAUGCUGUUUUCUUUUGUUUCAGUGAGAUUGAUGGCAAUGUUUGGGAGAAAGAAAACUUUAUUAACUGGGAUUGCGACAAUGAUAUUAUCUUGCCUUUGCUUUGCAGCUUCAGACUCAAACAGCUAUUUGUGCAAUCAUAUUCAAGAUAAAAGAUAUUUGGUCUAUUUAUUGAUGAUUUUUCGUGUUUUUCAAGGAGCUUCAGCUUCGAUGAUACAAACGUCUACAUUUUCCAUUAUAAAUGUUUCUUUUACCCAAAAUAAAAUGAAAUAUCUAGGAUUUGGAGAAGCUGCAAAAGGAAUUGGAUGCACACUCGGGCCUGCUGUUGGAGCAUGAUUAUAUACAUUUUUAGCUUUUCAGGGCACAUUUUUAAUAGUUGCAGUUCCUUUGAUCAUAUUCUUCCUGCUUUUAGGGGUUUUCCUUCCUAAAUCUGUUGAUGUUACUGAUGAAAAUAAAUCAGGAGGAGAUGUACUCAUAGCUAAUGACAUGUUAUCAAAUGAUGAUAAUGGGAGUAAAAAGGUAUCUCAUUGAGCUCUAUUCUCAAACAAGAUUUAUAUUUUUACUUUAAUUUGAGGAUUGCUUUCAUACUUUGCUCCAAGUAGUUAUGAACCAGUAUUGUCGAUGAGACUCAAAGAGUUUAACCUUACUGAUCUGGAAGUUGGCUGAGUUUUUGCAAUUACACCUUUCUGAUUCUUCUUAAUGAACUUGAACAUAUCUUAUUUCACACAAAGGUUUGAUAUCAAAAAAUUACUUUUCUUUGGAAUGUUGGCAACAGGAAUUUUUUAUUUCUUGUCAGGCCCAAGCAGAUUUCUACCAAACAGUUUAUUAUUAUUAAUCAUUGGAUUUUUCUGUAGAGGAACAACAUCGAUCUUUUUCUGUAUUCCUGUUCUACCAAUAAUAACAGACAACGGAGUUUCUAGGUAUCCUCAUUUAAAGUACAAAGUGACAGAUAUCUCUUCAGGAGCCUUCAGUUUUGCCCUUGCUCUAGGUCAAUGUUUAGGGCCUCUCUUUGGAAGCUAUUUGACUGAGUAUUUCGGGUUUAGAGACAUGAUGACCGCAGAUGGAUCUAUUUUAGUGGCUUAUUCGCUAUUUUAUUAUAUAUUAUGUAUUACAAAUAAAGGUGAUGAUAAAAAUAGCAAGUCAGAUAUCGAAGAUAAUAUGAAGAGCAGUUAUAAAACUAAUGAUAGUUUGACAAAGAAAGAGACUUAAAAUUAACAUUUAAUGCAUUCUAAAAUUGAAGGAAAGAGCUAAACUUUAUU